Cyprinodon tularosa is the source of this 2458-nucleotide messenger RNA. It is a transcript of the gene depdc4, whose product is annotated as DEP domain containing 4. The transcript has 9 exons. Lineage: Eukaryota; Metazoa; Chordata; Actinopteri; Cyprinodontiformes; Cyprinodontidae. Bases 78 to 1697 code for a protein of 539 amino acids. Gene Ontology annotation, biological process: intracellular signal transduction. The record is from RefSeq and is a predicted model, not a curated record.
GUGACUCUUUUCCUCGCCGCUUGGAAGCAGCAGUGUGUGCCUUAUUACAAUGUACCAACGAAGAAGAAUAUAGUUGUAUGAUGGCGGUUGAUUUGACUCCACGGUUUCGAAGGUUGAAUAGUCAAACGAGAAGUCUCAGAGAAAAUACCCCGAAUGAUUUCUCAAGGCCUUUCGGUGCGACACAGCUUUGGCAGAACAUCAUCCAUGCCCUGCGGACUCAGGUGGAGGUGUGUCGCCUCAGGAAACACCUCCGUGUUCACACCGAAUGCUUCACUGGGUCGGACGCCGUGGAUGCAGUUCUCAGCUACCUGAUGCAGAACGUGGUGUUCUGCACCAGCGAGGUGUCGCGCCUCAAAGCUGCUCGGCUCUGCCAGGCUCUGAUGGAGGCCAAGGUGUUUGAGUCGGUGGGCACAAAGCUUUUUCGCAGAGACAAAGAGGCGAAUUUUGAGGACAGUAGCGGCAGUCUUUAUCGUUUUAUGGAACAGAAGACCAUAAAUGGUCCUGCCAUCAAGGAGGACAGCAGGGAUGCAGAAAAUAUUCUGCUAAAUGAACAUGAGACAAAGAGGAAGAAGAUCUCAAGGCUUAAUGAAAUGAGGACCUUCUCCAACCCUCUUGCCGUCGAACCAUCAGACAGGAGAGUCGAGCGGCUUUUCCGGACCAUCAACCUGCAAACGUCCUUCUCCCCUGUUAGGAACAGAGCAGCCUCCGCUUCCAGCUUCCUGUCUAAAGCUGUGGUGGAUGAGGUUUGGAAGCAGCAGACCCUCCUGCAGCUGCUGCUGAUCAUAGAGCUGCCAGUGUUGGACUGCAUACUCACCUCUCCUGAAAGGCUUCGUUCUAGAACCUGCAGGGCUCCUCUGGCCAACUGCGACCUGGUUAUCUCUAACACCUGUCUGGAAAGAGACCUUCCUGAUUCACUCAGCCUCCUUCAAAUGGAUUCAUGGCUUACAGCGGCAGCAGACUGCCUUGAGCUGUUUCCAGAUCAGCUGAUUAUGGUCACAGGGGAAAAUCUCAGCCAACAAAGUGGUGACAGUGCAGAGCAGAAGAGACUCCUCUUUGACACCAUUUCCAAGUAUUACAACGGACAGGAAAAAGCGCCACUAAUAUCAGGACGCUACCUGGAUAUACAUGUCGCAAUUCUGCAUUUAUUGGAUGAUGGGAAGACGCGGGAAGCCGUCAGAGCGUCUCAGCUGUGUUUGCGGCUGCUGGAGACGAGUGUGAGGGAUGAACUGAGGAGACUCCUGGCCUUCAUGGCUGCUGCUGCUCAGUCGGAGGCUUGUCGGCUGCAGAAGCAGGUUGACAACAGGACUUUUGUCUGCCGCACUUUUCAGAGAGCUCUUGUUCAGAGCCAUGAACUCACUCGACCUCAGAGCGAAACCCUGGUACUGUUUCUCAUGGACCAUCAUGCUGAACUCUUUAAGACUCCUGCAGCACUUAUUGAAGCGGUGAGAAGAGCAUUAAGGACCUUGCAGCAGGGGAAGGACCCAGAUUCAGUUGCUACCUUUACUUUCUGCCAAAGGGUAACCCGGCAGGAGUACGAAGAUCAGCGGGAAGCCAGCACUCUUGAAAGUCUCAAACAGCUCCUCUGUCACAUUUCAUCCAACACGAGCAUGGCUGCAAAGGAGAAGAGGAAGCUGCUCAAGGAGUUUGAAAAGCAUCACCCAGUGGUCUUCCUCCAGCAUUUUUCUUACUCUUUCUAAAUCAAAUGCUGUCAAAAUGUUAUUUGAUAUGUGAAGAAAAUUGAAUAAUUUUAACCAAAAUUUGCAAAUCAAAGUAAAAAAAAAAAGACAUUUAAUUAUCCUAAAUCAAAUUAAUGUUGAGACUUGUUGCUUUGUGUUUGAGUUGUUUUAGGAAAGCAUAUAAUGAAACGAAAAUGGAUAAAAGUAGGAACUUUUGUUAUUUGAAACUUGAUUACGAUAAACCCCGCUUGAUGUUUUAAUUUAACAUUCUUCCUGUGCAGUGUUAUAACACAUUUAUAUGUAAAAAUAUCAGUUGGAAAAAAGUUUUUGUAGCUGACCUUGUUUUGUUGCAUCAAAAGGUGUAAGAAAAGGGAAGGAAAAUAAUGACACUGAAUUUUGUAGUAUAAAUCUUUUUUCUUUACUUUUACAUAAGAUUUAAAUGAAAUGAAGGCUAGAUUAAUGGGUUAUUAUGGUAGUACCUCAGGGUAACAUUUCAUUUGUAGGUUCUCAGGACAUUUAGUGCUACUAACUAUAAUGUUUAUAAUUUAAACUUUUAAAUACUUGAAUUGAUAUAAAAUUAAGUGAGUAUUAUAAAUGACUUGGUGUAAUUUUAGGCCGCUAAUGUAUUAUUUGAUGAGAUUGGCUGACGCAUUUUGAUUUUAGUUUUAUUUUUGUAAAACAAUGUUAAAAGAAUGACUCUAAUUGUUUUUCUCAUUUUAUAACACUGAAAUAAUUAAAUAAUGCACUUUAUUAUGUUGAAUUAAAGCUGUCCUCCCAAUUAA